Naegleria fowleri is the source of this 1857-nucleotide messenger RNA. RefSeq lists its product as uncharacterized. NCBI's taxonomy places the organism in Eukaryota, Heterolobosea, Eutetramitea, Acrasida, Naegleriidae. Gene Ontology annotation, molecular function: protein binding. The transcript has a single exon. The coding region runs from base 1 to 1857 and encodes 618 amino acids. The record is from RefSeq and is a predicted model, not a curated record.
AUGCUUUCACACUCCACUCGAAGACACCUUUUAUUCGGUUUCAUUCCGAAAGGAAAAUCAAGCCAGUACUUGAGAUGGAACAAUUUCAACAUUGCUAGCAACCAUCAUCACUUGAUUCAAUAUGUACCACAAGUCUUCGGAUUUCAUUCCUCAAUUUUUGCUCUUAAAAAAGAUAAACCAUCACCAUCAUCAUCAACGAACAAAACUCCAAAAGCACCCACAACAGCACCAACCUCUUCAUCUACUUCGGAAGAACCAUCGGCCGAGUUUGGAGAAUUUGAAUUAGGUGAGGCUAAAAAAGAAGUCAUUGAAGCCGUGUUCCGGUUGUUUUCAAAACACGGAGAUGUUUCCAGUGCUCAACUAUAUCUUCGGACUUGGUAUAAUGAAAUUAUUCCAAGAGAGAAGAAGUUGAAAUUACAGAGAACGAACUAUGAUGAAUUAAUCGAUUGUUUACUUUUUGGAUAUUACGGACAGAGUUGUAAACCAAGCGGAGAGGAGCAAAUUUUAAGCCAUCAAUUACUCACAAAAUCCUCAAAUAUUUUCAAAGAAUUAUUCUUGAAGGAUAUUCAAGACUCGGAUUUGAGAGAGAAUGCUCUUGUACAAUGUCCAAAAGGAGAGAACUCGCUCUUGCAAGAAAUUCGGGGUAGAAUGAAGAAAUUAGUACAAUCGGAGAUGGGCGAAAAGGUCUUGUCAGAGAAAUUUGGCAUCUCUGAUCGAACAGAUUUACUCCAAAGACUCGAAAGAUGUGAUUUUGUGACAUCGGUCUGUUUGGCCAUGAUGUACUAUCACGACGAAAAGAUGAGAGACUUUUCCAAGUCAGAGUCCUUCUUGCUUCGUGCCUUGACUUAUAAACCAGACGAUGAGAGAUGUCUGUUAAUGUUGGCCUCAUUGAGCGAAUUUACUGGUAAUGUCAAGAAUGCCGAACAAGCAUAUCUAUUACUCUCACGGUAUAAUCCAGAUGAUCCUGAUGUGUUGGGAGAUAUUGCUGUUUUUUACAGAAAUAUCAUGCGUGACCUCAUGAAAUCCAAGAAUUACUUUAAUAUGGCUCUCAAACUGAAACCAAAUCAUGUAAAUAAUUUGAGAAAUUAUGCCAUGUAUCUCUUUGAAGAGGAGUUAAAUGUGGAAGAAGCUCUUCAACUGUUAGAACAGGCCAUAGGAAUUGUACCAAAUGAUUACAUGACCAUGUCUAGUUAUGGUGUGGUAUUAAUGGUCGAUGCAAUGAAUAAGCCAUCAUCUCAAUCCAAUACUAUUUUCAAAAAGGCAAGAGAUGUUUUGAAGCGAUCGGUUCAACUGAAUCCAUUCCAGUCAUGCAAUAUUAUUAUGAAUUAUGCCAUCUCUGAACGUAUGUGUGGAAACAAAAUUGAUGCCAGGAAGGCCUUUGAUGUUGCUGUGAAAGCAUUUGAAGAGAACGAGUCCGAGACACCCAAUGAGUCUCAUGUAGAAUUGUUCAAUAAUUAUGGAUCCUUCUUAUUUGAAGAGGCACUCUAUGAAGACGCUAAGGAAAAGUUCCAUAAGGCUCUCACUCUAAAGACUGAUGCACCUGAAAUUCACACAAACCUUGCCUUGACGUAUAUCAAGUUGAAUAAUUUAGAUCAAGCAGAAAAACACUUUCGUAAAGCAACCAAAAAUGUGGCAGAUUUAGAUGAAAAAGAAGUUGCUGCUGCCAAGCAUGGUCUCUUUAACUAUGCAAAGUUUGCAUGGGAACAAACCAAAGACAUGGACAAGGCAAAAACAUUGUUUGCACAAAUGAUUACUAUUUGUGACAAAGAUGGAGGUGAAAGGAAUGAGGAUAACUCAGAGUACUAUAAAGAGUACAAGGAAUUCAUGAGAGCCAGUCCUUUAGGUAAUAAGAAAUAA